UGUCCGGCUCUGCGCAGCCGUGUUUUCCAAUCUCCUGGCGGUAUCCGCUUGCUGUUGUCACCGCCUCCACGUCUUGUUCCCGGCCAACUGGCCCGCCCCGCUGCAGUGAUGUGCGACAAGGAGUUCAUGUGGGCCCUGAAAAACGGAGACUUGGACGAGGUUAAAGACUAUGUGGCCAAGGGAGAAGAUGUCAACCGGACAUUAGAAGGUGGAAGGAAGCCUCUUCAUUAUGCAGCAGAUUGUGGCCAGCUUGAAAUCCUGGAAUUUCUGCUGCUGAAAGGAGCAGAUAUUAAUGCUCCAGAUAAACAUCAUAUUACUCCUCUUCUGUCUGCUGUCUAUGAGGGUCAUGUUUCCUGCGUGAAAUUGCUUCUGUCAAAGGGUGCUGAUAAGACUGUGAAAGGUCCAGAUGGAUUAACUGCCUUUGAAGCCACUGACAACCAGGCAAUCAAAGCUCUUCUUCAGUGAUGGAUGAAUGGACUGAUAACUCUUGAGGAAUGACUCUCCUGUGGCCUCACACUGCUGCCUGUCUGUCUGUCACUCUCUAUCUGCCAGCUUCUUCAGCUAAAUACUUUAAGAGGGGUGAGGGGAGAGAGAAAUUCAUAACAAAUCAGGCUACCAGAAAAGAAAAUGUUUUGGAAGAGGGGGAAAAAACACGAUCGGGCUUUUACCAGGAUUCCUGAUCAAGUCUGCCUCUUCCAUUUCUAAUAAAAUAUACAGCUUAUACCCAAGGGAGAGCAAAGACAAAAUACACCAUUGACAUUUGACCUUUUCAGCUCCCUGGCUAAUUUAUUAAUUAGAUUGUGUUGAAGGUCGGAUUAUACAAAGGCCAACUAUACAUAUUUAGUAGCCCUAACUGUGCAAGCAGUAGUGGCUGCUGUGAUGUAAACUUAGGGUGCUGAGAUAAGCAAUUAGCUACAGCCUUCUGCCUUAAGAAUGCACUCUAAUGGAGAUUUCUUGGCGUAGUUAAGAACACUACCUGUGGUUGGUGACCAGAUCUUUCCUCAGUGACUUUAAGCUUUAUGUGAAAGCUCACUUAAGAUGAGGAGGGGCACACUCCCAAAUUGCUGGAUGACUGAACCUUGGAUUUCCUCUCCCCUUUCACAUGGAUUUCAUGUAUCUUUAGAUAAUACUGACUAGUUUUAUUUUUAAAAAAUCUUAAAUUUUGAAAGUCUAAAGGAGAAAUCAUUCCAGGAUGAGUAUUUUUUUUCUCCUCUAGAUUCAGACAUCUAUGUAACAUUGAAACACUUGCAAACUCCUGCUGGUAGUAAAAGGGGAUUUAAAAAUAGAAUCAUAGCCAUACGCUUGUUUGUUUCAUAAAAAGAGAGCAGUUGUCUUAGUACCUAUGGAUUUUCUUCAUUUGCUGUUUGAGUGGAUUGAACUCACUUGUGUUUGGAGAAUCAAGGAACAUUCUUUGAAAUGCCUCUCAGACCCAUCUUGGAUGCUGAUUACUUACUGCACCAAAGCCUUCACUGGGGUGAGAUUUACUAUUUGGACAAAUUUAACCUCAUCCCUUCAGAAACGAUGCUUGUUAACCAGGUUUUCCUGAGUUGUUGAUAGACUUCUGCUGAUCCUAUGUCAAC
Molecule: messenger RNA, 1580 nt
Organism: Choloepus didactylus (southern two-toed sloth)
Lineage: Eukaryota; Metazoa; Chordata; Mammalia; Pilosa; Megalonychidae
Product: myotrophin
Exons: 1
Coding region: 109-465 (118 amino acids)
Biological process (GO): regulation of barbed-end actin filament capping
Cellular component (GO): cytoplasm; nucleus
Molecular function (GO): protein binding
Source: RefSeq, a predicted model, not a curated record